AUUGCAACUCUAAAACACCUGAGAGAAAUCUCAGUGGCCACUAACUACUACCCAACAUCUAACGUUAACAUCUUUCUUCUUGUUCCACAACAAUCCUCUGUUUCUUCCACCUAUGGCCACCAGGCGUAUGAGGGCAUUCAAGCGGUGGAUGAAGUCUCAGGGAUUCGAAUGGAGCGAUGCAUUGGAGUUUGUGGACACCCCAGAAGAGGGAAUAGCUGUGAGAGCUUUGUGCCAAUUGAAGGAAGGUGAUGUUGUGGCCAAGAUGCCAAAGGAAGCUUGCCUUACCAUCAAGACCAGUGGGGCACGUGAGAUCAUUGAAGAUGCUGGUUUGGAUGGUCAUUUGGGGUUAGCAUUUGCCAUCAUGUAUGAGAGAAGCUUGGGUGGUGACUCCCCCUGGGCUGGGUACCUUCAGCUUUUGCCUCACCAAGAGUGCUUGCCAUUGGUUUGGACCCUCAAUGAAGUAAACGCCCUUUUGUGUGGUACUGAGCUUCACCAGGCAGUGCAAGAAGAAAAAGCUCUUAUGUAUGAGGACUGGAAAGAGGAUAUUCUGCCCCUAUUGGAUUUGGCACCUUCAAAGCUUAAACCAAAAUUCUUUGGUAUAGAACAAUACUUUGCAGCAAAAAGUCUAAUUUCUUCGCGAUCGUUCUCGAUUGAUGAUUACCAUGGUUUUGGCAUGGUUCCCUUGGCAGAUCUAUUCAAUCAUAAAACAGGUGCUGAGGAUGUACAUUUCACAGCUAUGUCCUCUAAUUAUGCAUCUGACAAUGACAUUGAUCUUAAUAACAAUGAUGAGGGGAUCAUUGAUGAAGAAGCAUUGGCUCAAAAUUCCUCUAUAGAUAUGACUGAGUUAAAUACUGCUCAUGUUGAGAACUGCGUUGAUGGCAACUCAGAGUAUUCUUCAGAUAUGGAGGGUGAUCCUUCAAUGCUGGAGAUGAUCAUGAUAAAAGAUGUCAACAGUGGAGCUGAGGUAUUUAAUACGUACGGGUUAUUGGGUAAUGCUGCUUUGCUUCAUAGAUAUGGAUUUACUGAGCAAGAUAAUCCCUAUGAUAUUGUGAACAUUGAUUUGGAACUGGUACUUCAGUGUUGUUCUUCUUUGUUUUCUGACCGCCACAGUAGAGCAAGAGUCUCCCUUUGGAGAAGGUUAGGCUAUUCAGCAUGUGGCAGCCAAAACUCUGAAUAUUUUGAGAUCUCAUUUGAUGGAGAACCACAAAUUGAACUUGUCAUUUUAUUAUACAUCAUGUUAUUACCAGAUAAUGCAUACCAAAAGUUAGACCUAUCAGUAUCAAUUGCUGGAAAUUAUCAUGAAUCAAGUGAAACCAUUCUUUUGGAUGAUAAUAUCUUACCAAAGAAAGCAUCUAAAGUGAGCACGAAACUCUUGCUGACUAAAAAAGUUUGUUAUGCUCUGUUGUCACUCGUUGAUAUGAGGGAGAGUCUCUAUGGUUUAGAAUCAAUAGAAGAUGAUAUUGCAGGAUUGGGAAGGUGUAGUUUAGUUAGAGAUAGAAAGCUGUAUCAUUCUCUGAUGCUGCGCAUCAGUGAAAGGAAGAUCCUUCAAAAGUUCAGAAACUAUGCUUCACAACCAUUUAAAAUCACUAAUCAUAGUUCUGCGAGGAAGAAGUUGAAAAGGACAACAAAGAGUAAGAGUUGAUUGUUUUUAGUGUUUAUUUAUUUUUUCCAUGAGAUGCUAUAAUAUGUAUGUUUUAUUUAUAUUUUGUUGAUCGAGUU
Messenger RNA from Gastrolobium bilobum, 1719 nucleotides. RefSeq names its product ribosomal lysine N-methyltransferase 3. The record is from RefSeq and is a predicted model, not a curated record. Gene Ontology annotation, biological process: peptidyl-lysine monomethylation. The transcript has 5 exons. Bases 113 to 1642 code for a protein of 509 amino acids. Gene Ontology annotation, cellular component: nucleus. Gene Ontology annotation, molecular function: protein-lysine N-methyltransferase activity; protein binding. NCBI's taxonomy places the organism in Eukaryota, Viridiplantae, Streptophyta, Magnoliopsida, Fabales, Fabaceae.